AUGACUAUCGAAUUCACCGUAUUCAAGGGCUCCAAGGAGGGGACCAUCAAGGAAGCCAAGACUCAGCGUGAUGAUCUGCAGAGAGACGAUGUGCUCGUUCGGGUCACACACUCUGGAGUCUGCGGCACGGACCUUCAUUACCAGGGCGCCGACAUGGCUCUCGGCCACGAAGGAACCGGCGUGGUCGAAGACGUCGGCCCUGAUGCUCAUAUUUUGAAGAAAGGCGAUCGCGUAGGAUGGGGCUAUGAGCACGAUUGCUGCGGCCACUGCCGACCAUGUCUGACUGGUUGGGAGACCAUGUGCAGACAGCGAAAAAUGUACGGAAGCGCCGAUUUGGACCAAGGCUCAUUCGCUACUCAUGCCGUCUGGCGCGAGGCGUUCUUGUUCAAGAUCCCCGAGAACAUGAGCAGCCUGGACGCGGGGCCCUUGAUGUGUGGUGGAUCCAGUAUGUAUACCGUCUCGGGUCGUCCUUCAACGCUAACGCGAUUCACAGCCGUGUUCAAUGCGCUGCACGUCGCCGGUGUUCGGCCGACCGCCCGUGUGGGUAUCGUUGGCGUGGGUGGUCUGGGCCACCUUGCUAUUCAGUUCGCGGCGCGCAUGGGUUGCCAGGUGAUCGUGUUCUCCGGUACCAACAGCAAGGAGGAAGAAGCGAAGAAACUCGGUGCUGCGGAGUUCUAUGCCACCAAGGGAGCUAAGGAACUCAAGAUCAAGGCGCCCAUCGACAACUUGAUUGUGACCACUAGCAGUCAGCCCGAUUGGCCACUGUAUCUGUCCAACAUGAGUCCCAACGGAGUCAUCUCUCCGCUGUCCGUCGAUGCCAAUGACCUGAAGAUCCCAUACAUGCCCUUGCUUGUCAAUGGCCUGCGGAUUCAGGGAGGCAUUGUGUCUUCGCGCCAGGUGCACCGGGACAUGUUGGAAUUCGCUUCUUUCCACAAUAUCAAGCCUAUCACGAUGACUUUCCCCAUGACACUGGAGGGCGUGCAGGAGAGUGUGAACACUUUGAAAGACGGCAAGAUGCGUUACCGCGGUGUGUUGGUAGCAUAA
This is a messenger RNA of Penicillium olsonii, 1044 nucleotides long. The record is from the annotation of a GenBank genome assembly. NCBI's taxonomy places the organism in Eukaryota, Fungi, Ascomycota, Eurotiomycetes, Eurotiales, Aspergillaceae.